Lates calcarifer (barramundi perch) is the source of this 919-nucleotide messenger RNA. Its product is annotated as mothers against decapentaplegic homolog 3-like. Gene Ontology annotation, biological process: regulation of transcription by RNA polymerase II; BMP signaling pathway; transforming growth factor beta receptor signaling pathway. The record is from RefSeq and is a predicted model, not a curated record. The annotation marks the transcript as partial. Gene Ontology annotation, molecular function: DNA-binding transcription factor activity, RNA polymerase II-specific; I-SMAD binding; RNA polymerase II cis-regulatory region sequence-specific DNA binding. Lineage: Eukaryota; Metazoa; Chordata; Actinopteri; Centropomidae. The transcript has 2 exons. Gene Ontology annotation, cellular component: heteromeric SMAD protein complex.
CCAGGAUGUAACCUGAAGAUCUUCAACAACCAGGAGUUUGCUGCCCUGCUGGCCCAGUCAGUCAACCAGGGGUUUGAGGCUGUGUACCAACUCACCAGGAUGUGCACCAUCCGCAUGAGCUUUGUCAAGGGCUGGGGAGCUGAGUACAGGCGACAGACAGUGACCAGCACCCCCUGCUGGAUCGAGCUCCACCUGAACGGCCCCCUGCAGUGGCUCGACAAAGUGCUCACACAAAUGGGCUCCCCAAGCAUCCGCUGCUCCAGCGUCUCUUAGGGGAGACCCCUCAUCCUCCCACUUCCUGUACAACACGUCUCCUGUCAAUGACUAAAAAACAUACAGACUUCAUGCAGACAAGAACAGCUACACAAGUACGGAAGGAUGAUGAACUCCUCACCUCAUUCAGCCAGUCCUCAUUCUGUAACUUAGUCCUUCCUCCCCACCAGCUGUCAGUAGCACUUUUUAUAUACAUGUUGUUUGUGGCAAAAGGGGACAAGUGCAUUAAAGCAGUACCGUGUUAGUAUGAUCUCCACAUUUUGUCCAGAAUUAUUUUGAUGGCAAUUUUUUUCUUUGGCAUCUAUGUGCCAGAAAGGCUGUAGCAAUGGGAGGAGGCUUUUUUUCCAAUUAAGAGAUUCUUAUUUUCUUUGCUUCUUUUGUUGAAAUUUAAUUUUCAUGAUUUUUACGAUAUCUUUUGUACAGAUGUUAAAAGUGAAUCAUGGAUUUUAAAAAAAAGAAUUUAAUUUUUUAAGCAUUAAUAACAAUUUUGUAAAGCAUGUGUAAGAUCAUGUUAAAUGCAUUUCACUUGACUUUGUUUCUGUAUUUGGGCAUUUGAUAGGUUAUGAAGAUAAUGGAAUAAUGGAAAUGGUCAAACAUCAGUUGUUAACACUGUGUGAAGGAAUAUACUGUAAACCUAGUUCAAAUA